Messenger RNA from Quercus robur (English oak), 1409 nucleotides. Its product is annotated as polygalacturonase non-catalytic subunit AroGP3-like. The record is from RefSeq and is a predicted model, not a curated record. Lineage: Eukaryota; Viridiplantae; Streptophyta; Magnoliopsida; Fagales; Fagaceae. The coding region runs from base 94 to 1182 and encodes 362 amino acids. The transcript has 3 exons.
UUUUAUUUCUCUCUCUCUCUCUCUCUCUUUUCAUACUUCUAUAAAUUUCCGCCUACAAUAACCUUAAAACCCACCAACGUUCUAAGAAAAAAAAUGAUGCACACAAAACUCAGCCCCAUGACUUCUCUCCUCCUUUUUAUCUUUCUCUCAUCUCUUACUGUUGGGUCCACUGGUGAAAACCCAUUCACCCCGAAAACCUAUCUGAUCCGAUAUUGGAACAAAGAGAUCCAAAACAACCAUGCCAAGCCAAUCUUUCUCCUAUCCAAGGCAUCUCCAUUGAGCGCAACUGAGUCAGCCAGUUUCUCCAAACUUGCCGCCCAGAACGCUCUCUCCUCUCAGCUCUCGGCCUUCUGUGCCUCUGCGAACCUCCUCUGCUUCCCCGAUUCAUUACCAUCAACGUUUGUCAACGCUGUCCAAAAAAUGACUGGCUUUGGGGGCUAUGGCCCCCAAACAAACUAUGGCGGCUCUGCCAACACCAAGGGUGGCUCCGGCCAAAAAGACGGUGUCUUUCUCCCGAAAGAGCCAGGCAUAUUCUUUCGGGAGUCUAUGUUAAAGAAAGGGAAGGUGAUGCCAAUGCCGGACAUUAACGAUAAAUUGCCCGAAAGGUCAUUUCUGCCUCGAUCAAUUUCUUCAAAACAACCAUUUUCCACGUUGAAAGUCUCUGAGCUGAAGAACUUUUUUCAUGCGGGUGAUAAUUCGACUAUGGAGACUAUCAUAGUUAAGUCCUUGAGUGAGUGCAAGGGUGCUCCAAACCCUGGCGAGACCAAGCGGUGCGUGUCUUCGGCUGAGGACAUGAUCGACUUUGCAGUUUCAGUGUUGGGUAGAAACAUUGACAUUCUAACGACGAAGAAUGUAAAUAGGUCAAAGCAAAAUAUAAUGAUUGGAUCAAUCGAAAGGAUCAACGGUGGGAAAGUCAGGGACUCAGUCACUUGUCAUCAAUCCUUGUUUCCUUACCUUCUUUAUUACUGUCAUUCAGUUUCAAAGGUUCGGGUCUACCAAGUGGAUAUACUUGAUCCGAAUUUUAAGGCUAAGAUCAAUAACGGUGUUGCCAUCUGUCACAUGAACACGUCGGAUUGGAGCCCAACUCAUGAAGCCUUCUUGGCUCUAGGGUCAGCUCCGGGUCGGAUUGAGGUUUGCCACUGGAUUUUCCAGAAUGACCUAACGUGGACAGUUGUUGACUAACCAUUACAGGCCAAGGUGGAACAUCCUCGCUAGAGCUUUGCAGGUCUCAAUUCAACACGUAUAUCAUGAAGCCAAUAAAUGUGUUGAUAGUUUAUAUAUAUGUCUUUUGAACUUGCCCUUCAUCUAAUAUUUUGUGUAUUUAUAGGAAGCCUAAGGAUUAGUUAUUCCUAAACAAGUUUAAUUAUGUAUUAAGCUUGUAAUAUAUGGACUUUCUCUUCGAAUUUUAA